This is a messenger RNA of Microsporum canis CBS 113480, 2889 nucleotides long. RefSeq names its product WD repeat-containing protein. The record is from RefSeq and is a predicted model, not a curated record. Gene Ontology annotation, cellular component: cytoplasm. NCBI's taxonomy places the organism in Eukaryota, Fungi, Ascomycota, Eurotiomycetes, Onygenales, Arthrodermataceae. The transcript is spliced from 5 exons. Gene Ontology annotation, biological process: positive regulation of TORC1 signaling. Gene Ontology annotation, molecular function: protein binding. The coding region runs from base 1 to 2889 and encodes 962 amino acids.
AUGGAGACCGCAGUCCGAUGGUCACCAAGCUCAACGAUUGACGACCAGAGGUUUCUAUACGUCGAUAUACCAGGGAAAUCUUUCAAUUUAUGCAAAGUCACCUCUCGCGACGAUGUUCUUGGAACUUUGAAGUACGACGUCCUGUCCUCUCGCCACUCGGUUCCAGCGUUUCGAGCCUUCGACUGGUCGUCUGCUGACGAGAACCUAGCUGUUGUCGGGCAGUCAUCAGGAGAGGCGGCGGUACUUCGCCUCGACGAUGAUACACUGAGCCCCAUUGUUUUCCCAAUACGAAAUCAGAGGAGCUGCAACGCCGUCGCGUUCAAUACACAAGGGUUGCUAGCUGCUGGGCUGGACAAAGUUAGGAACGAUUUCAGUCUUAAUAUAUGGAAUGUGAAUCAGCGUCUUAGUUUGGGAAGCUCUGCACGGCCAUUUGGGACAAGUCGGUACCCGACAGAACCUCUCCGCAAACUAGCUAGUUCAGAGCCGAUUACUAGUAUCAAAUUCUUCAAAGAUCACCCAGAGACCUUGGUUGCUGGGGUUAGAGGGCAAUCCAUAAGAAUAUAUGACCUAAGAGAGUCAUCGGGUAGUCCAUCUCUGCAGUUCAUUACGCGAUGUGUCCACAACAUAGCCAUAGAUUGGCUAGAUGAAAACUAUAUCGCUGCAUGUUUCCCUUCCAACGAUGUUGCUAUUAGCAUAUGGGAUCGUCGCUCAGGAUUCCGUUACCCUACGGCUGCGGGCGCCCCAUCUGCUACUGCUGAUUCAGGUCCACUCUCUACUGCGUUGGACCUAAAACCAGACAUUGAACCUAGUUCCGCAAUUUCAAGUCUACGAUUUUCUCGAACGGAGCGAGGAUGCUUGGGAAUGCUAACCACAACUGGAACCUUUCGAUGUUAUGACAUUGCUAAGGAGUACCUUUCUGAUGAGCAUAAAUCAUCCUUGGAACUUGCACUAGGGCAGGACUCUAGUAAGCAUUAUCCAGAACAAAUAUAUACCAGAAAGGUGCAAGAUUUCCGGCCUUCAGUCCUCUCAUCAAGCAGCGCUGCCAAGAAAGAUUGGCAACGGGUUACCUCCUUCGACUUUCUAAAUAAAGGAGUGGUAUCUCAACCUGUUGCCAUAACCCUUUUGGCUAACAAAACUGUCAGCCUAUUUACUCCACCACCUCCAUCACCUUCGAUAGACCUAUCUUCAAGAUCUUCUUUAAGCAGGGGAGGCCUGGUCCAUAGUGACUCCAACCCAAGUAUCUUGAACCCUUCUUCUGAUCUGGGAAUAAAUGCAUCACAGAUCAAUUCUAGGAUAUGUUCUCAGACCUCAUUUUUAAAGCGUAAAGAGCUGAGCCACGAGCCUACAUCUGAUCAUCCAGAUGAGGAGGUGGAUGAUAUAGAUCACGAAAAACGGAAUGGCUCUCAUCCAAUCGAAGAUGGACUCUCCUUUGACGAUGCACUGUCAUGGCUAACCAUUCCACGCUUGAGUGUUUGGAAUGGGAAGCUUGGGCGAAGUUUUGAAAGUAGGCGCGAUGGCUCUGAUCUACGUGAAGGUGUAGACAUUAGUCACCUUUUUCAAGAAUUGGUCCAUAAACUAAAAUUCGCACAAAGCAAGACUUGUGAAUCUGAGUUUCCAGAGAAACGGCAGCUUUGCCUUCAUAUAUGUGGCGCACCGGAAUCUAAUGAUGAUCUCGUGAAUACAGUGAAUCAACUUGUUGCAGAUAGGCAACACUCUAAAGCGGCAGCUUUAGCCAUUUUCCAAGAUGAGGUGAAACUGGCUUACAAGGCACUUAGGGAGAAUAAACCAACUCAAGCGCAUAAACUUUUGGCAAUGGCUAUAAUUGGAGGCUCUAAGGGUGAUGCAGGACCCGACUGGGAAGAGACAUGUGCAGAAAUUGCAGCUGAGCUCACAGAUCCUUAUGCCAGAGCUAUACUCGCCAUGGUUGGUAAUAGCGACUGGAUGUCAGUGUUGCAAGAAUCGACGCUCCCUCUGAGAUAUCGAGUGGAGGUAGCAUUACGCUGGUUACCUGACGCUGAACUCACGAGCUAUUUGAGGGAUGCCUCCGUACGAGCCAUACACGAAGGGAAUGUUGAGGGUAUUCUGCUUACAGGGCUUGACCACGCAGCAUUAGACUUGUUUCAAUCCUACAUAAACAAAUUCAACGACAUACAGACCCCCGUUCUGGCAAUGUGCCAUACAAUUCCCCGAUUCAUCAGAGAUGCCCCAAGCAAGGCUCGGUUUGAGGCCUGGCGCGAAACCUACCGACAUCAAAUGAACUCCUGGAAGCUGCAUUUAAACAGAGUCAAAUUUGACAUUGAGUCGCGGAAACUAGCCAUAACGUGGGAAUCACGCAGGCUCGUGGAACCACCGCUCCAACAGAUUAGUCUUGUCUGCAACUACUGUACCCGGCCCCUUACGCAGCAGGAUAAUUCAAAUUCAGAUAUCGCAGCUACACCAACAGCUGCUCCAGAGUAUUCUCAUCCAACACCUGGAAACCCAUUAGGCCACGCCUCCAUGAAUGGCACAGCAUGCCCUAAAUGCAACCGGCAUAUGCCCCGUUGUGGCGUAUGCUCCUUAUGGUUAGGGACUCCUGAUCCAAUGUCCAAAGCAUCAAUCGCUGAAGACUCAAAGAAAGCAGCAACAACUGCUCAGAGCCAUGAAGACAUUAUGAGACGUAAAGACUUUUAUUCAAACUAUUCCAUAAGGUAUAUUUUGCGGGAUAGAACAUGCAAAGGCAGACUUGUUCAUUUUGCGGAAGCUCAACACUUGAAUUCAGUCCUCCACAUUCAUUGUGACCGCCCUCUGCUUCCCAAGGCUUGCAGCACACACGACGCUCCAGAUCAGUUGUGUAUUCAUCGAGUAAACGACGGUAUCUCCACACUGCUCACUGUUGAAUACAAAUCAUAA